Molecule: messenger RNA, 1845 nt
Organism: Myotis brandtii (Brandt's bat)
Lineage: Eukaryota; Metazoa; Chordata; Mammalia; Chiroptera; Vespertilionidae
Product: spermatogenesis-associated protein 31D1-like
Source: RefSeq, a predicted model, not a curated record
AUGGGUCUUGUUCCGUCAGGCUUUCAAAGUAGUGGGCUUGGUGAGUCCCACGCCAAGGUCUCCAAACAGUAUUGGAGUGCCCAGGGAUUCAGUGCAGCCUUCCAUAGUCGUGGGAUGGGGUUGCCACCAGAACGGGGAAUCUUCCACAGCUCCUGUGACCGAGCCAAUGUUCACUCUGUCCCCUGGUUCCAACCCCAGGUUCAUAUUCAAUACCCACUCCCAGUCCUACCAUUCAGUCCUAUACCCUAGAUUAGGGUCUGUGGAGUGUAUUUCCAGAAUGAAUCAGACUGUCUCACCUCAUCUGAAAUUCAACAGCUGGAAUGGAAUGUGUUGUAGAAGCAACAUGAAAGUUUGUGGGGUUUACCUACUGUGGUGCAAAGAUCUCAGGAAGAAUGCCCAUGUUUAAUCUCCAUUCUUCCUGUUGUGUUUCUUCUCAGCAGUGAAUUUAGGGAGAAACGAAAACGUCACUUUGGGAAGAGGCUCUUCCAACACCAGUGGGGCCUGCUCUGCAGGAUCCAUGUGUCUCUGUCACUGAUGAGGCCUCUGAGAGUUUGCUCAGAGAUAUCUGUGUCAAAGAGCAGAUAUUGCCUCUCAUGCAUCUCCAUGAAUAAGGGUCAAAGUAGCAACCAUCUAAAUAACCUGAGCAAGAACUUUGAGGAAAUCAAUGAGGGUCGGCUCCCUGUGACUGUGCAUAGUUCAUGGCAUGUUAUCCAGCAGACAUUUUCUGUGCAAUCCCACACCGAAAUAAAACAGAGAAGUUUGGUACCAUGAGUGGGAAGGGAAAACUGCCUGAACACGUGCCAGGAGCUUUCCUUCCUUGAGUCAGUGCUGGAAGCCCAUAUUACCAAGUUUCAUUUGAGGAGGAUGUGGGGCCUUCCUACCAAUGUCCUUGAACCUAGGGAGAGCAUUAAAUUGAACCUCCCAGCAAAAUUGUCAGUUCUCCAAGAUCUUAAAUCAGAAGACCCUCAGAAGCAACUACUUUCUGAGAUAAAGUGGAAGCUGGAGAACAGGAAGCAGUGCCAGGCCCAAGGCCAACACACUCACAUGUCCCAUGCCUCAGACAGCUUGACUUACAAAGCCUCCCUGACUCAUGCUCAGGGUGUCUCCAGUGUGGACAGGGCAGCUCCCCAGGUGCUGCAUGUCCAUUUGGGGAACACAGGAGUCAGUAUGGAGCAGCCACAGGAUCUGUGGGUCCCUAAGAAUAUCUCAAGGUUGUGCCAGGAUAAGAAUUUCCCACCUGCUGCAAAGGUGAGGCCCACAGGCUCCACAUCAGAAGAGCUUGGUGGAGGGAAUGCUGGGUUGGGCACAUCCCAACCUGGAAGGAAGAGAUUUCCAACUCAGGACCUGCCAUUAAAGGAGAGGCUCAGGAGCAAGUCUCCCCAGAGCCCAUCAGAGAAGGCACAGUCUCCUCCUGAAAGCCUGUUCAGAAAUCAAAUGAACCGGAUUUUUCAAUGGCUUUAUCCUGAGAUAAAAUGCAAACAGCAAGAAAACUUCCAGGAAAAGGGCAGCCCCAUAUCAUCUGCACAGAGCAGAGGCCCAGUUAAAAGUAGAGCAGACAUUGGGGAUUUCCUAGAGGAGAAACUGGGGCGUCAGCAUGCAGUAGAUAUCACCUGCCCCCAAGAUGAGCCUGUCCAGGGGCGUCUUUUUAAUUCCAGGGCUCUCUCCUGUAAAGUGACAAAUACCAAGUCCUGUGGCCAAGAAGCUGUCUGCAGAGAAAGUUCUGGCAUUAAAGGACCAGCUAUUAUGUCAGAAGCACCCCUAAUUUGUGCCCUGCAGGGACCAUCCUUGCCUGACCUGCAGACCUCCAGCUGCCCAGGGGUCUCCUGUUGCUCUUACCACUGCUGA